AUGGGGUUUCCGACCCUCUAUAUUGUAUGUAGUAAGAAAAAAACAAAAACUGACACAUUGGACUUUGAAGGCAACAUUGUUGAUACGGACGGUAAAUCUGACAACCACCAAGGAUUAACCGUGAGAAUGAGCUCACAAUACUUAGAUGGACUAAUAGAAGGUUCCGUUCAAGGACAAUCUUCUGCCCCUGAAAAUUCGAAUCUUCAAGAUAAUGAUAUAUUUUCUAUUGAACCAGUACAAUUACAAUUUAGCUUGGUCAAUUUGAUAUCAUUGAAAGUGAGCAAUAAUAUCUUGGUUCUAGCUAUUAAGAAUAAUUUGAUAUAUCGGAUAGAUUUAUCCAGUCCUGAAUAUAUUGAUAAGAUUGAUUUAUUUGGCUCAAUUGGUGGGGCGAAUGGCAAUUUGAAUGGCUCCGCAGGCGCUAGCGGGAGUAGUGUGAAUAACAGGAUCAAGAACUUAUAUUUGGAUCCAACAGGGAACCAUUUGAUCAUUACCACUGUCAAAAAUGUCUCUUAUUAUUUAAAUAAGGCGUCAAAGGUACCUGUAGUGCUAUCAAAGUUCAAAAAUAUGAAUAUUUCUUAUAUUAAUUGGAGUAAUUUGGAUGGUGAAGGGAUCACGGAAACAUCAGUGAGGAAUUUCUUGAUCGGUACGAAUUUGGGGCAAGUUUUUGAAUCUUCUAUUGAAUUCAAAACUGGUAGUAAUAAAUUGGGUGUUGGAUUCUUGAAAUUGGUGUGGAAAAAUCCAAUUAAUAAUGGAAACCAAACAGCGAUCGAUGGAAUAUACCUAAAACAUGUGGUCAAUAAUGAUAAAGGUAGUUUAAUGAUGGUAUUCAUUCAAAGCGAUGAUAUAUUCUAUUAUAAGCUAACGGACCUUACUUUAAAAUACCAAAAGAAUUAUCCAAUGUUUAUCACUCGCAAUGGAUCGUCGGUAUUCAAUAAUAAUUACACAGAUUAUGAAAAACUAGAUGAUAUAGGAGCGAUUAUUCAUGGUAACAAGUACAUUGCAAAUCAGGAAGAUUUCGCCUGGAUCACGAAAAGUGGGAUCAUAUUCACAUCAUUGGGUGAUGUUGGUGACAGUAGUAAUAAUGAGAAGUUGUUGACCCAAUUGAACUAUUUGCUCAACAUACAAUUGCCAGAUUCUACUCAUGACAAUGAAGGAGUUCCGGCAAGCACUUAUGGUAUCUUAUUGACUAAGUACCACAUAAUAUAUCUUAGAAAUAACAAUGAGUUGCUAGUUAUCAAUAAAAUCAAUCAACAAGUGGUACUUCAUAAGUUUCUUCCACUUUUCAUUAAUAAUGAAAAGUUUUUGGGAUUAUGUGCCGAUUAUCAUGAGAACACUUUCUGGAUAUAUUCAAACUUCAACAUCUAUGAAAUCGUCAUCAAUGAUGAAUCGAAGGAUAUUUGGAAAAUUUAUUUGAAAGCAAAGAAAUUUGAUAAGGCUUUGGAGUUGGUUGAUAAUUUUAAGGCAAAUGCUUCAAAGCAAGCCAAUGAUUUUAUCAAAGAUUUGAUCCUAUCCAAGAAAUCUGAUUAUCUAAUUAAUGAGAAAAAUUGUUCUUUGGAAGCCGCUACUACAUAUGCUUAUACUUCUAGGCCUUUUGAAUCUGUGGCAUUAAAGUUAUUGGAAUUGAACGAGGUUGAUGGAUUAUUGAAGUAUUUAACUAUAAAGUUGCAGCUCUUGCCAGUGGAUAAAACCAAUAAUAUUGAGGAAGAUGAAUAUUAUAUUCAAAAGACAUUGUUGAGUAGUUGGAUUGUGGAAUUAUACAUGGAAAAAUUCAAUGAGUUAACUAACAAUCAACUGAAUCAAACCAAAUCGUUGCAGGAAAUUGAAUCUCAAUUUGAAGAAUUUUUGGUGAACUUCAAAUCAGUUAUUCAUAAGGAAACGGUCUAUCAAAUAUUUCAAGCGCAUAACUCACAGAAAUUUUUGCUUUUCUAUGGAAAUUUGAUUCAUGAUUAUGACUUCAUUUUAGAUUAUUGGAUUAACUUGGAAAAUUGGGGUGAAUCUUUGAAAAUCUUGGAAAAAAUUAAUAACCCUGGGCUUGUGUAUAAGUAUGCCAACGUUUUAUUGAUGAAUUCACCUGAAGCAACUUUUGCUGUGUGGAUGAGAUUAUAUCGUGACUUAAAUUAUAAGAAAUUCGUGCCGGCGAUAUUAUCAUACAAUAAAAACAUUAGGAAAAAUAAAUCUGUGGUAUCUGCUAAUAAGAACUUGAUGUUGAAUUAUCUCAACUUUUUGAUCUUUGAAGUUAACGCUAUUGACCCAAUCAUCCAUAACAUGUAUUUGAGUAUCUUAGUCAUGGAUGCCAAUUCCAAGAAAUCUGAUACCAUGAUUUUGAAGUAUUUGGAAGUUUAUACUAAGGGAGACUAUAGUCAUAAUGGAGAUGAUGAAGCUCAUUUCGACGUCGAGUUUAUUUUGAGAUUGUUUUUAAAAUUCAAGAAAUGGAAGGCAGCAGUCCAUGUAUAUUCGAUGACCAAGCAGUAUGAAGCGGCUAUUGAGUUAUGUUUGAGAUAUAAUUAUUUAAAAUUGGCAUGUUUGAUUGCUGACCGUUCUUUUGAUACUGAGGAUGAUCCAUAUUCUCUGUCAGGUUAUGAUAGUAACGGCGAAUUGAGGAAAAAAUUGUGGUUGAAAAUUGGGGAAAAGAUGGUUACCAAGUUGAUUGUUGAGAAGGUACUUAAAUCUAAUGCUGACCUUUUAAAAGACAUCAAAGUUGAUGAUCUGAUUAAAAGUGAUGGUCUCAAUACUGAGGAUGAUCGAAUCAUGGAUAUCAUAAAUGCUGAGGAAAUCAAAGAUGUGUUGAAAAACAAACAAGUGAUUGAACUAAUAAAUGAGGAUGAUGAUGAUAUCAAGAAUUUACUCAAGUUUUUGUUGAGUAAAUGUGAAUUGUUUACUAUCAAAGAUUUAUUGCCAUUGUUCCCUAAUUUCCAAAGUAUUAAUAAUUUCAAGCUAGAAAUCAUCAAGAACUUGGAGUCUUAUGGGCUAAAUAUCAAUCAGUUAAACCACUUGAUUGCCAAUUCUAUUAAGUUUAAUAAUGACUUGGUAGACAAUUUGAAGCAAUUGAAAAUUUCCAGAUAUUACAUAAUCGAAGUGGAAAAUGGAGCUAUCCAAGAUUCUGGUAAAGCUAAGGAUGGUGCUGGCAAAAUUGUUGGAAAUAAUUCAAGUUGCCAAAUUUGUGAAAACUCAAUUUUUUUGAAGAAAUUCUUAGUAUUCCCAUGUCAACAUGUUUUCCACGUUGAUUGUCUAAUUAAUUUUAUUUUAGAUUCGAGUAACAAGAAUUAUAAAUUGAAGAAACAUUUAUUGGCGGUACUCAAGAAGAACCAAAUUGGAUUACCAUCAAACUCUCUUUUACCUGGAGCGAAUAAGGGUAAUAAAGUGAAGAUCAAUAAUAACGCAAAGAUUUCCAAAGAAUUGGAAGAUUUGGUUAGUGAGAAGUGUGUAAUGUGCAGCGACUUGAAUAUUGACAGCAUUGAUGAAACGUUCAUCAAUAAUAGCAGCAAUAUUGAUAGACAGAUGAUGGAUGAAUGGGAAUUAUAA
Molecule: messenger RNA, 3522 nt
Organism: Saccharomycopsis crataegensis
Lineage: Eukaryota; Fungi; Ascomycota; Saccharomycetes; Ascoideales; Saccharomycopsidaceae
Gene: PEP3
Product: tethering complex subunit PEP3
Exons: 1
Coding region: 1-3522 (1173 amino acids)
Biological process (GO): endosome organization; organelle fusion; vacuole organization
Cellular component (GO): endosome; HOPS complex
Molecular function (GO): protein-macromolecule adaptor activity
Source: RefSeq, a predicted model, not a curated record